AUGAACGGGUCACGUUUCGCCUGCGUUACGCUCGCGUUAUGCAUCGUCCGCUUGUCGGCGACUUCGGCCGUGCCGGACCUGAAGUUAGUGCACGUUUUGUUCGCGCACAAGCUGUACGCGCCGAGAGAGGACCAGAAAGCGGAAAGGGAAAGCUUGCCGCGGCUCUUAUCGUACGAGUACUUCAUUUCCGCCAGGAAGAACAUGUCGAACACCUCGAAUCUCAACAUGUACAACCUCGGAGUGCAUCUGCGCAAGAUCUACAGCGGGUUUCUGGGCGACGGGCUGCAAUCGUAUGAACCCACGAAGAUGAGGUCGACGGAGUACGCCUUAUCGAUAUUAUCAGCGCAGCUUGUUAACGCCGGUUUAUGGCCACCCACGGAAGAACAAAUGUGGAUGACGGGCCUGAACUGGCAGCCGAUGCCGGCCAAUUACAUGGAACUGAAGGAGGACGUGUUGAUGCUGGGCUCGUUGUGCCCGAAUUUUAUCUCACGGAUGAACGAGGUGUUGGAAACAGCCGAGAUGCGGGAAACGUUGUCGCAGUAUCAGCCUCUGUUCGAUUAUCUUUCUUACUACACCGAGAGGAAUAUCAGUACGCCAUCGGACGUGGCUCUCUUGUACGCCAGUCUGGAAACGAUGGCUGAUCAGGAUGAGAUGCUGCCCCACUGGGCGAGAGACGUGUUUCCCCACGGCACGAUGUACAACGUGACCUUGUCGGAGUACGAUCUCCUCUCAGCGACUCUUCUUCAGAGGCAGCUGAACGGUGGGACCUUCUUAGCGGAGAUCGUCGGCAACUCGUUGAAAUACAUGUCGGGCGAGAUACCGGAGAAUCGCAAAAUGAUGCUGUACAGCGGCGACGGGCGGAACAUCGCCGGGGUGCUGAGAAAUCUCGACCUCUGGUCGCCUCACAUUCCCAACGAAGCGGCCGCGUUGAUCUUCGAACUGUAUCUCGACAACGACACGGACACAUACGGGAUCAAGAUUAACUAUUACACCGGUGUCGACGAGACAACGAUCGCUCUGUCGUUGCCGAACUGUACGGAGAUAUGCCCGUUACAAACGUUACUGGACGUCGUUUUCGAGCUGAUACCGCAGAAUCCGCGAGCGUUGUGCGGCUGGAUCACCGAGAAUUCAACGCCGGGAGCGAAAGACGCCGACCCGUUGUCACUCCAGAAGAACAAUUCGUCGGACAGCAGCGGGUCUGCGAAUUGGUGCGGGAGCGGCGGUUUGAUAUUUAACUUAACGUUACUGAAUUUGUUUAGCUUGGUGCUUGCGGUACGUUGAGAGAAAAAGCGCCUGGUAUUCGUGACCGCGAAUCGCAGCAAAACUAUUUUUGUAGUUAAUGUUGUACCGUAUAGCACCGGCAGCAUCAAUAUCCUCAUCUGCAUAUUAUUACGAACGAAAGUACAACUUGAAAAUUAAGACGCAGAGUCGAAAACAAAAACGCCUACAUCUAAUUUUCAUUCGACGGAAUGUAAGUCAACCAAGAAAUGCGAUCUUCCAUUUAGCGACACAAAUAUCAUUCAAUUUUUAUCAUUCAUCGAAUAUGGAAGAAAGACAGGAUGAUGUUUAAGUCGAGACUUGCGUUAGAAAAUGAAAAGCACCUUAGAUACAGCCUUGGUACAAGUCCGAAUCUGCAAUAGUAGACGUACAGCAGAUAUGUGCAGCCUUUUGCCCCAAGUAAUAAAAUGUAAUUUUUGGCAGGAAGCGUUUCCCCUCGCGUGCCAAAGGUCGUAAUAACGUUUAAAUCUUAAGAACUGCGACGUCCUGGAGAAACGCUUUCUGCGAGAAAUUACGUUACAAUUGACUCGCAGAAUUCGCACACAUUGCGGCAAAUUUAUGGAAAUUACAAUUUAACGUU
Messenger RNA from Dinoponera quadriceps, 1858 nucleotides. Its product is annotated as venom acid phosphatase Acph-1-like. The transcript is spliced from 6 exons. Lineage: Eukaryota; Metazoa; Arthropoda; Insecta; Hymenoptera; Formicidae. The coding region runs from base 1 to 1281 and encodes 426 amino acids. Gene Ontology annotation, biological process: dephosphorylation. The record is from RefSeq and is a predicted model, not a curated record. Gene Ontology annotation, molecular function: phosphatase activity.